Molecule: messenger RNA, 3965 nt
Organism: Branchiostoma belcheri (Belcher's lancelet)
Lineage: Eukaryota; Metazoa; Chordata; Leptocardii; Amphioxiformes; Branchiostomatidae
Product: nitric oxide synthase, brain-like
Exons: 26
Coding region: 146-3538 (1130 amino acids)
Biological process (GO): nitric oxide biosynthetic process
Molecular function (GO): heme binding; FMN binding; NADP binding
Source: RefSeq, a predicted model, not a curated record
CGCAUCUGUAUACAGGUGUAGGAAAGUGGUAUAACAAAUCUUACUGAAGCACACCAGUUUUUAAACCACGGUGUUAUUCAACGAAAGAAAAGAGCUUCACGGUGAUCACUGAUAUAUAAGAUAUACAAAGCCAAACGACAACACCAUGCCCGCACAAUCCAAAACAACGAGUGGCACACAGACACAAAACGGUUGUCCGUUUACAGGGUCUACCAACACAGCUCCGCGGAGAGCACUCCGUCUGACCGACCACCUGAAAGACACACACUUGACCGAUACUUUACACCUGAAAGCAACCAAUGUUAGCCCCUGUAGUUCAGGAAAGUGCAUGGGCUCAGUCGUGCAGCAGAGACAGCCUUUUCCACCAGAUUACAAGAGGCCGAAGGAUGAAGUACUGGAACAGGCGAAGGAGUUUAUCGACGACUACUAUGCUUCACUGAAAAAAGCUAACAGUGCGGAACAUGAGAAGCGAUGGCAGGAUAUCCAAGCCCAGGUGUCAGAGACAGGUCUGUAUGACCUGGAGUAUGAUGAGCUGUUGUACGGAGCCAAGAUGGCCUGGAGAAACGCACCCAGGUGUAUCGGGCGCUACCAAUGGAACAACUUACAGGUUAUCGACUAUCGUAAUGUCAAGACAGCCAAGGAAAUGUUUGAUGCCGUCUGCGAUCACGUGAGAUACGCAACCAAGGAUGGACAGAUGAAGACUGCCAUCAGUAUUUUCCCCAUGCGAACAGACGGGAAACACGACUGGAAGUUCUGGAACAAGCUUCUGUUCCAGUACGCCGGGUACGAACAGCCCGACGGUUCUGUUAUCGGAGAUCCUGGCAGCUUGGAACUCACCAAGGUCUGCCAGAGUCUAGGAUGGAAGGGAAAAGGAACUCCAUACGAUUUUCUGCCGGCCAUUGUCUCUGCUAAUGGAGAAGACCCAGUGGUGUUUGACUGGCCUGAAGACGUGCCACUGGAACUGGAGCUCAGACAUCCAAAACAUGACUGGUUUGAAGAGCUGGCCAUCAAGGUGAACUGUAUCCCGAUGCAAGGAGACAUGCUAUUCGACGUUGGCGGCAUGCAGUUUCCAGCUUGUCCAAUCACAGGCUGGUUUCAAAGUACGGAACCGGUGCGCGAUCUGUUGGACGAAAACAGAUACAACAUGACAGAGAUGAUCGCCAAGAAGUUGGGGUACGACACUUCCAGGUACAACUCUCUGUGGAAGGACGCUGCCUUCCUGGAAGUGCACAUUGCUGUUCUACACACUUUCCAGAUGAACGGAGUGAUGACCCAGGACCCGCACACCCUGACUGAGAGUUUCAUGAAGCACAUGGAGAGAGAACACCGCCUGCGCGGCGGCUGCCCCUCAGACUGGGUCUGGAUCGUUCCUCCCUCCUGCUCUUCUCUCACUCCCGUCUUCCACCAGGAGAUGCUGAACUAUCACCUCAGACCUGCUCUGGAGUACCAGGCAGCAGGAUGGACGAUUCACACAUGGAAAACUCCCCCGACUGCCCCAGUCUUCACACAGUACAUCAGGACUAAGGAACGCUGCAGUUUCAAGGCAGCAGCCAUGGCUGUGAUGUUUGCUGCAGGACUGAUGAGAAAGACCCUGAACAGGAGAGUGAAGUCCACCAUACUGUUCGCCUCCCAGACGGGAAAGGCUGAGACAUUUUCCCACUCCCUGUGUGACCUCUACAAACAUGCAUUCCAUGCAAAGGUGGUCUGCAUGGAUGAGUAUGACAUGACACAACUGGACAAAGAACAGCUGGUCAUCAUUGUCACAAGUACCUUCGGGAAUGGAGAUCCACCAGACAACGGCAAGAUCUUUGCACGUGCCCUAAUGCAAAUGAAGAACCAGAAAGAUCAAACCAGUCCAGACAACGGCCCACUGAGCUCUGUCAGGUUUGCAGUCUUUGCACUUGGUUCCCGUGCCUACCCCCACUUCUGCGGUUUCGGCCACAGUGUGGACACACUCCUGGACCAGCUGGGGGCUCAACGAAUCCAUGCCGUGGGCGAAGGGGACGAACUUUGCGGUCAGGAGGAGUCAUUCCGCACUUGGGCAGAGAGUGCAUUCAAGUCUGCAUGUUUGAGUUACGAUGUUGGACAUGGGGUUGACAUGAACGAAGCCACCGCUAAUCUCCUGGGCAGUGAUCUGAGCUGGGCACCCGACAAGUUCCGACUUGUACAGGCCAAGAGUAACAAGGACACAGACUUACUGGAAGGUUUGUCCACUGUGCAUCGUAAGAACGUUGUACCUUGUACCUUCAUUUCGCGAACCCAACUACAGGCACCUGAUUCAAGUCGACAGACAAUCUUGGUUCAACUGGACACGAAGGGCCGCGAAGAGUUGAAGUUUUCACCCGGCGACCAUCUUGGCGUCUUCCCAGCCAAUGAGGGCCAUCUUGUGCAGAGGAUUCUGGGUAGAAUUGAUGGUGGUACCAAUCCGGAUGAUGUGCUUGAAAUAGAAGCACUACACAAGAAGACUGUUGCAGCUGUGGUGACAAAAACGUGGAUGCCUUUUGAGCGGUUGCCGCCAUGUUCCCUGCGUACGGCCCUGUCGCGGUACCUGGACAUCACCACGCCCCCCUCCCCACAACUGCUGGGCAGUCUGGCCAUGCACACCAACGACACUGCGGAGAAGGCAGGACUACAGGAACUCGCUAAGGGUGGUACAAAGUAUGAGGACUGGAAGUUUGAGCAUGCCCCGACCCUGCCAGAGGUACUACAGGAGUUCCCGUCCCUGACUGUACCGCCGGCACUGCUGCUGAGUCAGUUACCGGUCCUGCAGCAGCGCUACUAUUCCAUCAGCUCCUCCCCACACAUGUACCCUGGUCAGAUCCACGCUACACUGGCUGUGGUCAGCUACAGGACACAGGGAGGAAAAGGUCCCACACACAAUGGUGUCUGCUCUUCGUGGUUGAACAGGAUUGAGGAGGGAGAAACUGUCCCCUGCUUCGUGAGAACGGCGAAGAAUUUCCACCUGCCUGAUGACCCCUCUGUGCCGGUGCUGAUGGUAGGUCCCGGUACAGGUAUUGCUCCGCUCCGCAGCUUCUGGCAACAACGACAGGCAGAGAUCAAGUCAGGUAACCGUCACCAUGGUGACAUGACCCUGGUGUUUGGCUGUAGACAGUCUGAGACAGACCACAUCUACCGGGAGGAGACAGCUCAGGCUCAGACAGACGGAGCUCUGACGGACAUCUAUACAGCCUACUCCAGGGAACCAGGCAGGCCAAAGACCUAUGUCCAGCACAUCUUACACAACCAGCUGUCCAAGAGAGUCCAGGAGCUACUGGACAGUGAUGGACACAUCUAUGUCUGCGGUGAUGUGGCCAUGGCUGACGAUGUCUGCACAACUGUGCAGAAAAUAUUGGAGGAAAAUUCCGCAAUGACAUCUACAGAGAGCGAAGCCUUCAUCAGAAAUCUGAAGGACUCCAACCGCUAUCAUGAAGACAUCUUUGGUGUGACUCUGAACACAAAGGCAGUUAGAGAGGCAGCUCGAAGUAUCGAGCCAGCCGAGAGCACGGCAAAUGGACACAACAUCGGCAAUGGUCAGUGAAGUGGUGAACAACUGACUAUGCACUUAUUUACACCUGUCUAUAGGAUGAAUCCUUCUCAUCAUAGGCAAGGCAACAGAUAAUGUUUUAAGUUGUCAGAACUUGAUGGGAUAUAUCAAUGAGUUACAAAAAUACACAAAGGUUUUUCAAGUAUGGAUCUUUAAGUAUUGUGUGAUAUUGUUAUUAUCAAUUGCAUUUUUGAGUAAGGGAUUAUGAAUUUAAUAGUCAUAUUAUUGCUUAAAAUGCAUAACAUAUUUUGGCUUUAUUUCAUUUGAUUUUUGAUGACACCCAUGUGUGCAUCAGUUUUUUAAAUAUUUUUAUAAUAGAAAUAGGACAAGACUUGUACAUUAGUACAUCAACAUGGCAGUUCAGAAAUUGUCACAACAGUUGAAUCGAACUGCUGUAUCUGUGGUGGAAGUUUUGACUAUU